AGUACAAAUGCAUUAAAUAGUGGAAACUCGGGAAAUCCCAUUUGUUAACUCAAUCACAACAUAUCUUUGACUAGUUUCCCCUCUUUUUAUGAUGGGGCAUUUUUCAAAACUUCUGACUUGUAUAAAGCCACGCUGAGGUGUGUAUCAGCCACAGUAGUAAUCAACAAUUGCGUUCUUGUCACUCAUACUUUCCCACAAGAUGGAAACUUCAGUUAUGAUAGUGCUAAUAGCGUCUCUGAUGCUUUUCUCCAUAUUAGAAAUCUCAGCAGCUCCAGCCAUUGGACCUCCGACAUCUAGAGAAGAUCAUCCAUGGGAGAGAGCAGUUAGGUCUAUACCAGACUCAGAGCCUCAACUAACGGUUUCGCAUGGACAAAAAUAUAACGGACUUCUGAAUCACGAUUUCUUCCUUAGAAAGAGAAGAGAGCUUCCCGAAAUUCCGAAUUCGGAAUUUUCGUUGCAUAGAGAAAGAAGAGAACUAGGAAAUCGUCCAUCGCCUUCUCACAAUAUAAUUCGGAAAGCGAAAAGACAAGCACAAUUUCCUCCCAGUCCUGAAUGGGAUGGUUAUCCUGAUGAUGAUGAUGAGUAUUGAGAAGUUGAGAAGCAAUACAAACGUUUUUAGUAGGGUUUCUGCAGAUAAUAUGAAUAUAUAUUCAUCAAUCUCCUCUACAUAUUCUAUGCAGUUUUUAUUGGAGAAACAUCAUCAAUAAACCUGUUUGAGGAUAAUUUAUUGUAAUAAUAUUGUUUUAUGUAAAUAAAGUCUUUAUUGGAAAAUAUUGUGUUGAGUGUGUCAACAUGGUGACAAGUUGAGAAGCAAUACAAAAGUUUUUAGUAGGGUUUCUGCAGAUAAUAUGAAUAUAUAUUCAUCAAUCUCCUCUACAUAUUCUAUGCAGUUUUUAUUGGAGAAACAUCAUCAAUAAACCUGUUUGAGAAUAAUUUAUUGUAAUAAUAUUGUUUUAUGUAAAUAAAGUAUUUAUUGGAAAA
Nilaparvata lugens (brown planthopper) is the source of this 981-nucleotide messenger RNA. RefSeq lists its product as uncharacterized. Bases 200 to 589 code for a protein of 129 amino acids. The transcript is spliced from 2 exons. Lineage: Eukaryota; Metazoa; Arthropoda; Insecta; Hemiptera; Delphacidae. The record is from RefSeq and is a predicted model, not a curated record.